AUGGGCACAGUGGUAAGAACCAGGUCUGGGGUCCUGGUCUGCGUGGCCUGUCUGCUCCUGGCAUUCUCUGCUACAGCCACUGGGCCGGGGGUCACUCAGCCUGAAGUGGACACACCCCUGGGCCGUGUGCGAGGCCGGCAGGUGGGCGUGAAGGGCACAGACCGUCUUGUGAACGUCUUCUUGGGCAUUCCAUUCGCCCAGCCGCCCCUGGGGCCCCACCGGUUCUCGGCCCCGCGCCCAGCGAAGUCUUGGGAGGGCGUGCGAGAUGCCAGCAGGGCCCACGCCAUCUGUCCGCAGGAUCUGGAGAGAAUGAACAACAGCAGAUUUACGCUGGACGGAAAGCACCAGACCUUCCCCAUUUCGGAGGACUGCCUGAUCCUCAACAUCUACAGCCCGGCUGAGGCCCCCUCGGGGGCAGGAAGGCCGGUCAUGGUGUGGUUCCACGGGGGCUCUCUCGUGACUGGCACUGCCACCUCCCACGAUGGGUCCGCCCUGGCCGCCUACGGGGACGUGGUCGUGGUCACAGUCCAGUACCGCCUGGGCUUCCUUGGCUUUUUCAGCACUGGGGAUAAGCACGCUCCUGGCAACUGGGGAUUCCUUGACGCCGUGGCUGCUCUGCGCUGGGUGCAGGGGAAUAUCACUCCCUUUGGGGGUGACUUCAACUCUGUCACCAUCUUUGGUGGAUCCAGUGGGGCCUGUAUUGUCUCUGCCCUGGUCCUGUCCCCGCUGGCUGCGGGGCUGUUCCACAGAGCUAUAGCACAGAGUGGAGUCAUCACCCUACCGACUUUUCUGGAUACUGACCCCUGGCUCCUGGCUCAGACCCUCGCAGACUCCUUGGACUGCAACUCUGACUCCUCGGCUGAGAUGGUGCAGUGCCUUCGGCAGAAGACAAGCAAGGAGCUAAUCCUUGCCUACAAGCCAAUAAAAAUAGCUAGGUACAACAUCGAUGGCACCUUCUUUCACAAGAGCCCUGAGGAGCUCCUGAGGGAGAGGCAGUUCCACUCUGUGCCCUUCCUCUUCGGAGUCAACAACCACGAGUUUGGCUGGCUCAUCCCCAGGGGCUGGGGUUUCCUGGAGAAGAUGGAUCAACUGAGCCUGGAGGACAUGCUGGCCAUCCUGAGGCCCUUCUUGACCAAUAUGGAUGUGCUCACUGAGGUUAUGCCCACCAUCAUAAAGGAAUACCUAGGCAGCAGCUCAGAUGGACAAGCCAAGCGAGAAGGCUUCCAGGAAUUGCUAAGUGACAUUAUCAUAACCUUACCCAUGUUGCAAUUUGUGAGAGACCUCCAAGAUUCUGGGGUCUCCAUCUUUUCCUAUGAGUUCCAGCAUCGACCCAGUUCUUUUGUAAAGAUCAAGCCAGCCUGGGUGCGGGCUGAUCAUGCGGCUGAGUUGACCUUCAUGUUCGGCGGUCCUUUCCUCACGGAUGAGAGCUCCAUGUUGGCCUUUCCAGAAGCCACGGAGGAGGAGCAGCAACUGAGCCUCACCAUGAUGGCCCAGUGGGCCAACUUUGCCUGGACAGGGGACCCCAAUGGCAAGGGGCUGCCUCUUUGGCCCCCAUUCAACCAUGCAGAGGAAUACCUGGAAAUCAACCUGGUGCCACGGGUCAACCAGAAGCCAACCCGAAUGCAGCUCUGGGCAGAGAUACUGCCCACCAAGUUUGGGCGGUGGCAGCAUAAGCAGAAGGGCAGGAAGGCCCAGGAGGAACUCUGA
This is a messenger RNA of Rangifer tarandus platyrhynchus (Svalbard reindeer), 1707 nucleotides long. The record is from the annotation of a GenBank genome assembly. Lineage: Eukaryota; Metazoa; Chordata; Mammalia; Artiodactyla; Cervidae.